This is a messenger RNA of Amoebophrya sp. A25, 2237 nucleotides long. The record is from the annotation of a GenBank genome assembly. NCBI's taxonomy places the organism in Eukaryota, Dinophyceae, Syndiniales, Amoebophryaceae.
AAAACACAGGAAAGAUCACACAGACUGACCCAUAAUGCCCGUGGUUGAGAGUACUCUGCGCUGUAGUUCUCCAUAAUAUCGAUGUUUUUCAAAUUUUUUGUUCCUCGAGAGAGUGUCCAAGGCUUCUUGCGUAUAUUAUGGCAACAAGUGUACUAACUAGAGUUUGAUGCGUUUUCAGUUCCAAAAGGAUGGAGCUGCUGGUCGUGCCAGGAGUACUAGCACCGCUGCCAUGCAGGCCUGCUGGUAGACACACGACUGGUGGGUGUCUUCCAGUGUGCUGCUAUCGGAAGAACGUUUGGGUCUAGAAGUAGACACGUUUGCAACUAGAUCCUGACUUGCUCGCGAGAGGAGACCGGAAGAUGAGCAUCCCUGGUGUGCCCAAUUCGCCAAGUGGCAUGCCCAUGAGGCGGCAGGUAAAGAGGGAUACGACCGAAUUUGAGGACUAUUUGAGCGGGCAAUCGUAUGUGGCUCACGUUUCCUUCGCAUUUCGGUCUGGGCUAGACGGUCACAACUACGAAAGCGAACCAGACGCUUUUGCGGAUUGGAUACGGGACCACCUCUUUCUCGAAUCCAUAGACUUGAGAGGAAUAGUUAUGGAGGUAUGUAUCAAUUAAAUUUAAGAGGAAUAGUUAAGGUCCACUGAUUAUUUGACAGGGAUACUAGUUUUAGUUAUGGCUUGCUUCUUCUCGUGCUUUCUAGAAGCAAGUGUGAAAAUGUACAUUGACGAUGACGAGGCAGCACCACCACACCACCAAUCCCUCUCUCUAAUCUCAAGCCGACCAAAGAUGAAGUCCUCAUCAAAAUUGGCAAGGGCUUGGCAGGGAAUCGAUCGAUCGCAUGUCUCAAUUUCACGCACAACAACCUUGGGCAGAAAGACGUCAGGGGGUUUCUUCUGGCCUUAGCGGAAAACGUAAGCAUCUGGAGAUUGGAGUUGCACAAAAAAUAAGGCUGCCUCUAAGAAAUAGACCUAGGUAUAACUCAUUAAGGCCAGGAGAACCUCUCAGAAAAAGAAAUACUUACAAGUAGGCGCAACUAGAAGAAGUCAUCUUCUAGUUCUAUUACUAGGCUACUUCCACACUCUUAGGCUUAUCCCAUGCAACAAUCUUCUAUUACUUCUAGGGUCUACUAGAGUGAUUCUUGACAUAUCAUCUCUAAGCAAUCCAGAUCGACGUGAAUGGUGCGAAAGCAAUUGCUGAGUUUAUGCGGGAGAAUGUCGGCGUGACGCACUUAAACCUGAGCCAUAAUCCUUUGAUCGGCGAGGAGGGCGCGCGGCAUAUACUUGAUUAUGGAGUAGCACUUUUGUUUGUUUGAAGAAUGCGUUCGCUAGCUUAGUGUGCAUUCAAAAACAGCAUUCUUCAAAGACACUUAUUAAGUUCGCUCUGUUUUGAAUGCACUCACUAAGUAGCUGCUACGGAACUCCUGUGCGUUUCAAAAACAGCCGUUAAUUCUACUUUUUGGAAAUUCAACUUCGACUUUUGUUUCUUUGAAGAAUGCGUUCACUAACUUGGAAAAAUGCGUUAACUAACUUUUAUUUCUUUGAAGAAUGCGCUUGAGGACAACGACAAGAGUAGUUUUCACUACUCACACUCACAAGCAUUGAAGUUGAACAAGAUGCAUUCCCCCUAUCCCCACUGAACGAUAGCCCCUUUGCCUCAUGAAUAGGUAAAUCAAUCAAUCAAUCAAUCAAUCAAUCAAUCAAUGAAUCAAUCAAUGAAUGAAUCAAUCAAUCAAUCAAGCUGGGAAUCAAUCGCGGCAUUAUUUGUCAUCCUUUCGGAAACAGACUAGUCCAUACUAGAUCCAAUCAAUCGUAAGGAGUCUACUUUCUCUAACAACAAGCAUUUGCAGAGAAUGGUUCUAUCUAUGUGAUGAAAUUAGCAGGUUGCAAUUGCGGAGAGGAACUGUUGGCUGCUAUCAAUAGAUGCUGUCGACGAAAUCGCGCUGCUGUAGCUUACAAGAUGGAAGCUGACGCGCCGCAGGAGAAUAAGUACCACCGCUUUUUGAGUGAAGAUUCAUCGGUUCUGUGUGUACUUACUUCACCUUCCUUCUGUGAUGUGUACUCUCCUAGUACGCGGCAUAGGACACAACUUUGCGAUUGUAUUUCUGUUGUAUUCAUUCCUCUUCUUGUACGAAAAGAACAACCACUGCACCAAUCGACAACCUUGUAGGGAAGACGACGCUGAAGACGCAGAAAACGAAGAAGAGGAGGAGGAAGAGGAAGACGCACAGGGGGAUCCUGA